This is a messenger RNA of Oryzias melastigma (Indian medaka), 3309 nucleotides long. RefSeq names its product HNF1 homeobox Ba (gene hnf1ba). Gene Ontology annotation, biological process: insulin secretion; regulation of transcription by RNA polymerase II; pancreas development. Lineage: Eukaryota; Metazoa; Chordata; Actinopteri; Beloniformes; Adrianichthyidae. The transcript is spliced from 10 exons. Gene Ontology annotation, cellular component: nucleus. The record is from RefSeq and is a predicted model, not a curated record. Gene Ontology annotation, molecular function: RNA polymerase II cis-regulatory region sequence-specific DNA binding; DNA-binding transcription factor activity, RNA polymerase II-specific. The coding region runs from base 652 to 2373 and encodes 573 amino acids.
ACAUAGAAUGAAUAACCCUUUUUCACUUUUUCUUUUUUAGAUUUUUAUCAAAAUAAAAGUCUAAACGCGUUUCUUAUCAUCAUGGCCUCAUUAUGGGUCAAAAUUAGGUUAAUAACAUCAACUAUUUAUAGGAUUUUUUGACCCUUUUAACAGUUUGUGUGGUGAAAAAAUAAAAACACUAAAGAAAAAGCGUCUUCCCUAAAGAGACUGGUUUUGUUCCAGUGCGCUUAUGGAAUAAAACCAGCAAAGUGAAUGUGCGCUCUUUUCAAAAUACUUUAUGGCUUAUAUACGACGCAGUCCAAAGUCCACCAAAGUUUUUGCUGAUAAGAGGAGCCAAUAAAAGGCGCAGUGGAGCAGAGUAAACACGUCUACCUCUGCGCAGAGCGGCCCUAGUCCUGCGCAUUUACAUCAGCCUGCCCACUCAUUACCAUGUUUUAUAUGCCCCUGCUCUCAGAAAGCAUCAUGGCAAAGUAGCUCCAUCCUCCCCUCCAAACGGGAAGUGAAGCAGCUUCUCGGAACAGGUGUCAGCGGCCGAAAGCUCCCAGCUCUGGACCUGAGAGGAAGACAGGAAUCUAACUUUUUGCGCUCCCCUCCAUCCCUUGCCUUUUUUCCCCUCUUCCCGGCGCACAGCAGGCCUAUGCCGCGUUUUUAAUGUUUUCUAAAAUGGUAGCCAAGCUGACAUCUCUGCAGCAGGAGCUCCUCAGCGCCCUGCUGGACUCGGGAGUUACCAAAGACGUGCUGAUCCAGGCCCUGGACGACAUGGACCCCAGCCCGCCGAGCUUUGGAGUAAAACUGGAGAGCUUGCCGCUGUCGCCCGCCGCGGCGCAGGGCGGCAAGAUGAACGGCGCGGACGCGGACUCCAAGCCUGUUUUCCACACGCUCACUAACGGCCACGGCAAGGGCAAACUGUCCGGGGACGAGGGCUCCGAGGAUGGAGACGACUACGACACGCCGCAGAUCCUCAAGGAGCUCCAGUCGCUCAACACGGAGGAGGCCGCGGAGCAGCGCGCGGAGGUGGAGCGCAUGCUGGCAGAGGACCCAUGGCGAGCGGCUCGCAUGAUCAAAGGUUACAUGCAGCAGCACAACAUCCCCCAGCGAGAGGUGGUGGAUAUCACAGGGCUGAACCAGUCUCACCUCUCGCAGCACCUCAACAAGGGCACGCCCAUGAAAACCCAGAAGCGAGCCGCCCUCUACACCUGGUAUGUCAGGAAACAGCGGGAAAUUCUCCGACAGUUCAACCAGGCUGCAAACGGUUCAGGCGGCAGCAUGUCGGACAAAAGCAACCAGGAUCCAGCCUUCUUUUUCCCAGAGUUCAACUCCUCCGGUCAGGGCAUGGGUCAGCCCGGCGACGAGGUGGGCAGUGAACCUUCUUGCAAGAAAAUGAGACGCAACCGUUUCAAAUGGGGCCCUGCCUCCCAGCAAAUCCUGUACCAGGCCUACGAAAGGCAGAAAAACCCCAGCAAGGAGGAGAGGGAGUCACUGGUGGAGGAGUGCAACAGAGCCGAGUGUCUUCAGAGAGGCGUCUCCCCCUCCAAAGCUCAAGGUCUCGGCUCCAAUCUGGUCACAGAAGUGCGGGUUUAUAACUGGUUUGCCAACAGGCGUAAAGAGGAAGCCUUCAGGCAGAAGUUGGCCUUGGACGCCAUGGGUGCUCCGACGCACGGCAUGAGCUCGCUACUCUCCCACAGCUCCCCACAUCACCCCCAGACCAGCGCAUCACCUCCCAUGCGAUACAGCCAAGGCCCCGGCGAGGCCGCCUCCUCCACCAGCAUCAGUCACCACAGCAGCAACGCCAUGGUGACCAGCCAGUCUGUGCUUCAGCAGGUGUCUCCGGGAGGCCUGGAGCACAGCCACAGUCUGCUGUCGCCUGACGCCAAAAUGAUUUCAGGUUCAGGUGGAGGACUUCCUCCUGUCAGCACACUGACAAACAUCCACAGCUCCCAUCACAGCCACCAGCAGACGCAGAACCUUAUCAUGCCUCUCUCGGGAGUCAUGGCCAUAGCGCAGAGUUUGAACACGUCGCAGUCGCAGACGGUGCCGGUGAUUAACAGCGUGGCGGGCAGCCUUGCGGCGCUGCAGCCGGUGCAGUUUUCCCAGCAGCUCCACAGCCCCCACCAGCAGAGCCUCAUGCAGCAGUCCCCCAGCCACAUGAGCCAGCAGCCGUUCAUGGCGGCCGUCACACACUCACACAUGUACUCUCACAAACAAGAGCCGCCACAGUACUCCCACCCGUCACGGUUCCCCUCGGCCAUGGUGGUCACAGACGCCAACAGCAUCAGCACCCUGAGCUCCAUGUCCUCCAAUAAAACGGAUGCUCCUGUAAACAAGAUGGUGCAACUUGGGGGUCUCUCUUGGUGUCCUCUUCAAGCUUGGUGAGAGCGUCCACCUGACUUCCUCGCUGCCCGGCAACCAGAGCACAUUUUACCACCUUCUCACCUCAGUUACCAUGACAACUCCUAAUAGCUCGCGACAGCGGGCUCACUGAUGAGUCAGUCGACAAACACACAGGAGUGAUGACGGUGGGCAAGACGGUGCAAAUGAGAAAUGUGGACAGAGGCGGAAAAAAAAAAGGAUUCACCUUUCGCGGCACACGAAUGAUCAACGAGGAUUGCACGAAAACAGUGUUCAGCUCUCCUUAUCUGUUGUCACAAAAGGAACAAAAGCACACAAAGGAACUUUGGGGAACCUUUGUGAACACUGAUUGAAGUUGGAAACAUGACAGAGAGCCCUCCGCUGUGGUGUGUGCGUGGACUGAAAGUGUGCUAACUUGCACGUGAGCGGACUGUGUAACAAUCAGAAUAACCUUUAUUGAUCUUUUGUAUGCAUUUCUUACUGGGGCUUUAAAGGAGUCUUCCAUUUUAUUCAUUGGCACUCUGUGCUGGUGAUGCCUGUCUGAGUUCAUUUUGUAAACUGUGAUUGAAAAGACAAUCUCAAAAGGACUAUGCAAUGUGUGAGUGUAAGUAAGUGAUGUUUUGUAUGACGGGGAUCCUGCACACGACUCCACACACUUGAGGCUGGAAAUGACUAUGCACUAUCAGCUGUGUAAUAUACCCCCAGUAGAGCUGCCUGUAGGAUAAACUGAGAGCAUUUGUAUGGAUGUGUGAGUAGCAUGUCAAUGGACUGGAUUUUUUUUUUAUUUUUAUUUUUUUUAGAGAAGGGGGCACCAACACACCAGCUUUAAAAGAGGCCUUACCUUUCCAUGGAAACCUCUGACCAUUGUUUGCACACAUGUUCAGGUGAAUUUCAGGAAUGGGACUCGCCCUCCCCCUUAUCUCCCCAACUUCCUGUCACAAUGUGAAAUAGGACAAACAU